Gadus chalcogrammus (walleye pollock) is the source of this 3425-nucleotide messenger RNA. It is a transcript of the gene asap2a, whose product is annotated as ArfGAP with SH3 domain, ankyrin repeat and PH domain 2a. Gene Ontology annotation, molecular function: GTPase activator activity; protein binding. The record is from RefSeq and is a predicted model, not a curated record. The coding region runs from base 439 to 3411 and encodes 990 amino acids. Lineage: Eukaryota; Metazoa; Chordata; Actinopteri; Gadiformes; Gadidae. Gene Ontology annotation, cellular component: cytoplasm. Gene Ontology annotation, biological process: positive regulation of GTPase activity. The transcript has 28 exons.
AACGCCUAGUCGUGUUUCCAAGGCACGAGCCUCGCUACAGAAGUUACCCCUCUUUACACCGAAGAAGAUCACGCACCGUUGGCGGAUGAAACGGACCUUUUCAGAGACGGUAUCCGAUCUGCUCUGCCGUGUGUGGACUUAAUGAGAUCUUAAUUAAGAUCCACCAGCCUACCAGCGGGGCGCACCGAGCCACCAGGAGCCACCAAGAGCCACCAGGAGCCAGCAGGAGCCACCAGGAGCCAGCGUGCAGCACUGUGGACGGGAUUGUUUUGUUGUGGUCCGACCAGCGGAAUGACGGACAGAUGAGGAGCUAUGGUUCACUUUGAAGCUUCUUAUGACACUCUUUCGUCGUGAACUUUUGUGUUUCUAUCGGAGCCCUUGACAGCGGUAUAACCAGCCGAAUCGAACCGCAACACUUUCUACCAUAAAGGAUUAAUAAUGCCGGACCAGAUAACAGUUUCGGAGUUCGUGACGGAGACAAAUGAAGAUUAUAAGGCGCCGACCGCCUCCAACUUCACCACCCGAAUGUCCCACUGUAGGAACACGGUGGCUGCUCUUGAGGAGGCUUUGGAUGUCGACCGCAGUGUUUUGUACAAGAUGAAGAAGUCUGUGAAGGCCAUCUACGUAUCUGGGCUGGCCCAUGUGGAGAACGAGGAGCAGUACACUCUGGCCCUGGAGAAGUUCGGGGAGAACUGCGUGUACAGAGACGACCCUGACCUGGGGUCAGCCUUCCUCAAGUUCUCCGUGUUCACCAAGGAGCUCACGGCCCUCUUCAAGAACCUGUUCCAGAACAUGAACAAUAUCAUCACCUUCCCACUGGACAGCUUGCUGAAGGGGGACCUGAAGGGAGUCAAAGGGGACUUGAAGAAGCCGUUUGAUAAAGCGUGGAAGGACUACGAAACCAAAGUCACCAAGAUCGAGAAGGAGAAGAAGGAGCACGCCCGGCAGCACGGCAUGAUCCGCACAGAAAUCAGCGGCGCCGAGAUCGCAGAGGAGAUGGAGAAGGAGCGGAGGUUCUUCCAGCUGCAGAUGUGUGAGUAUCUGCUCAAAGUGAACGAGAUCAAGAUCAAGAAGGGAGUGGACCUGCUGCAGAACCUCAUCAAGUACUUCCACGCCCAGUGCAAUUUCUUCCAGGACGGUCUGAAGGCUGUGGACAACCUGAAGCCUUCCAUUGAGAAACUGGCAACCGACCUGCACACGAUAAAGCAGGUGCAGGACGAGGAGAGGAAGCAGCUCACUCAGCUACGAGAAGUUCUGAAGACGGCUCUGCAGGUUGAGCAGAAGGAGGACUCCCAGGUGCGUCAGAGCGCCACCUACAGCCUCCACCAGCCGCAGGGCAACAAGGAGCACGGCACUGACCGCAGCGGACACUUGUACAAGAAGAGUGACGGCUUGCGGAAGGUGUGGCAGAAGAGAAAGUGCUCAGUAAAAAAUGGAUACCUCACUAUUUCCCACGGCACGGCGAAUCGCCCUCCAGCGAAACUGAACCUGCUCACCUGCCAGGUGAAGCACAAUCCAGACGAGAAGAAGAGCUUCGACCUCAUAUCCCACGACCGGACGUACCACUUCCAGGCGGAGGACGACCCAGACUGCCAGAUAUGGAUCUCGGUGCUGCAGAACAGCAAGGAGGAGGCUCUGAACCAGGCCUUCAAGGGCGACCCGCGGGCCGGGGAGAACAACAUCGUGCAGGAGCUCACCAAGGCCAUCCUGGCCGAGGUGAAGAGGAUGACGGGCAACGACGUGUGCUGCGACUGCGGAGCGCCCAACCCCACCUGGCUGGCCACCAACCUGGGCAUCCUGAUGUGCAUCGAGUGCUCUGGGAUCCACCGGGAGCUGGGGGUCCACUACUCCAGGAUCCAGUCGCUCACGCUGGACGUGCUCAGCACCUCCGAGCUCCUGCUGGCCAAGAAUGUGGGGAAUGCAGGAUUUAAUGAAAUCAUGGAGGCUUCUCUGGCGGCUGAAAAUGUGGUCAAACCGAACCCUACCAGUGACAUGCAGGCGAGGAAGGACUUCAUCACGGCUAAAUACACGGACAAGCGCUUCGCCCGCCGGCAGACGGCGGGCCCCUCCGGCCCCGGGGGCCCUGCGGCCCGCCUGCACACGCUGAGCGAGGCGGUGAAGGCGCGGGACAUCUUCUCCCUCAUCCAGGUGUACGCCGAGGGGCUGGACCUCAUGGAGCCCAUCCCGCUGGGCAACGAGCACGAGCACGGGGAGACCGCCCUCCACCUGGCGGUCAGACUCGUGGACCGGACCUCGCUGCACAUCGUGGACUUCCUCACUCAGAACAGCCUGAACCUGGAUAAGCAGACAGCCAAGGGCAGCUCGGCACUCCAUUACUGCUGUCUGACGGACAACAGCGAGUGUCUGAAGCUGCUGCUGCGGGGGAAGGCCUCCAUCGAGAUCGCCAACGAGUCGGGGGAGACGCCGCUGGACAUCGCCCGGAGGCUGAAGCACCUGCAGUGUGAGGAGCUGCUGAACCAGGCGCUGGCGGGGAAGUUCAACGCCCACGUCCACGUGGAGUACGAGUGGUGCCUGCAGCACGAAGAUCUGGACGAGAGCGACGAGGAUCUGGACGAGAAGCCCAGCCCCCACCGGCGGGACGAGCGACCCGUCAGCUGCUACGCCCCAGGGGCCAACUCCCACCUCCACGGGUCCCCGGGGCCGGGGGCCCGGGACGGGGCCGGCAAGGAGAAGCAGCGUGGCUACGUGACCAACCUGGUGAACAACGAGACCUACGGGACCAUCCUCAACAACAACCCCCCCCUGGCCGGGGGCCCAGGGGGCCCCACCACCGCCUCGGCGCCGCCCCUGCCCCCCAGGAACCUGGUCCAGUUAUCCGGUCUUGCCGGUGGCACGCUGCAGACCUCCCUAUCCUCCAGCUGGAAGCCCGGCUCCCUGGACCUGACGGGGCGGCAGAGGUCCUCCUCCGACCCCCCCAACAUGCACCCCCCCAUGCCCCCCAUGCGGCUCACCUCCAGCGGAGCGCUGGGGAUGCCUCCUGCAGCCAAGCUGCUGAACGUGAUGGAGGGCAAGGUCCCGCCGGGGCCCCGUGGGGGCCCGCCCAAGUCUCCUUUAGGGAACGACAAGAGCUUCACCCGAAUACCUCUGAACCGCAAGGGAUCCAUAGAACGACAAGCUAAAGAAGUCCCUGGAUGCCCAAGGAAUUCCAUUGGUCAAUCCAUGCCUCCGGCCCCCACUCCAAGGAAGGGACCUCUGAAGCACAAGCCCAAGCGCGUGAAGGCCAUCUACCACUGCAUCGCCGACAACCCCGAUGAGCUGACCUUCACCGAGGGGGAGGUGAUCGUGGUAGACGGGGAGGAGGACCAGGAGUGGUGGUUGGGUCACAUAGAAGGGGAUCCGAUGAGGAGAGGAGCCUUCCCAGUCACCUUCGUCCACUUCAUCGCCGACUGAGAGGUCAACCCGGG